AUGCUCCCCUCAACAAUACAGCCGCUGCUCCCCGGCACCAUCGAUCCACCUUGUCCAAGUCCUACCACCACCAUAAACCCUACAUACAAGUACACGUGUCCGUACUCCAAGCACAAGGAGGGCAGGAAUUUGGUAGUCUGUAUUGAUGGUUCAUCAAACCGGUUUGGCCUCAGGAACACCAAUGUCGUCGAACUCUACAGCCAACUUAUCAAAUCUGAUCAAGACCAACUCACUUAUUACAACAGCGGAGUGGGCACACACGCACGCCCGUCCUGGCGCUCUCUUACAUAUCUCCAUUAUUGGCUCAGCAACAAAGUGGAUCUACUUAUAGCUUGGAAUCUCGAAACUGUCAUACUGGCAGCCUAUCGAUGGAUAUCAGAAAACUACAAAGAUGGCGAUAGAAUUUAUUUCUUCGGCUUUUCCAGAGGCGCUUACCAGGCCCGAGCACUUGCUGGAAUGAUACACCGUGUCGGCUUAAUCCUCCCUGGCAACAACGAACAAAUACCAUUCGCCUUCGAGUUAUAUUCGAAAAUAGAUGAAAACGCCUCAAAGAGAAAAUCUCAGCGCAGGCAUGCCUGGGCGAGUGAACUUGCUGAAACGUUCAAGAGCACAUUCUGCAGGACACACGUCCACAUCCAUUUCAUCGGCGUAUGGGAUACUGUUUCUUCGGUUGGCGUUGUGAGGGGCAAGACCCUACCUUCGACCACGGACGGCGACCACCAUAUGUGCUAUUUCAGACAUGCCCUUGCCUUGGAUGAGCGGCGAGUCAAAUUCCUUCCGGAGUAUAUACAUGGUGCAAAAACACAAGGAUCACAUUCCGACCGCAUCAAGGAGGUCUGGUUUGCAGGUAGUCACUCGGAUCUUCAAUCAGGCGACAUUCCAUUGCUAUGGAUGCGAAAGGAGGCUGUCGAGGCAGGCUUGAGGAUGAAGCCCACCGAAGUCGUCUGGAAGAUGGAUGACCUGCAGAAGAGGACGUACGAAUCACUAAGGAGCAUGUGGUGGAUGCUCGAAUUCGCUCCUGUCAAGCGGGUUGUUUAUGGCACUCGAGACAGUCACGCGUUCGGGUACGUGCUUUAA
This is a messenger RNA of Suillus fuscotomentosus, 1077 nucleotides long. RefSeq lists its product as uncharacterized. The transcript is spliced from 8 exons. The coding region runs from base 1 to 1077 and encodes 358 amino acids. Lineage: Eukaryota; Fungi; Basidiomycota; Agaricomycetes; Boletales; Suillaceae. The record is from RefSeq and is a predicted model, not a curated record.